Molecule: messenger RNA, 3089 nt
Organism: Zeugodacus cucurbitae (melon fly)
Lineage: Eukaryota; Metazoa; Arthropoda; Insecta; Diptera; Tephritidae
Product: protein swallow
Exons: 2
Coding region: 325-2277 (650 amino acids)
Source: RefSeq, a predicted model, not a curated record
GUUUUGUUAUUGCAGCGGCUUAGAUGUCAACACGUCAGUAUAACUAUUUACGCGUUACUGUUUUUUCCUUCGUUUUAAUUGUUUUAGUGAUCGCGUUUUCAAAAUAUUUCCAAAAAAAUACUGGUUAUUUAUUCAAAAUAAAAUUUUCAAAAUUUUCCUUUUAUGUUCGUACCUUUUACUCGUUUUUUUCGCUUGAAUAAAGGGUACUGCAUUGUGUAAAUAUAUUUUUGAACGAGUUCUUGGUUGUUGUUGUUAUUAAAGAAACAUAUGUUGUAGAGUUAUUUAUCGCCCGCAUGCACUUUAUUUCACCGGCAUAUACCAACAAUGAGCAUACAGGAUGAAAGCUUUCCACAUGACGAACUCUUCGAGAUGGAUCUCUCGCCGACACCGCUUAAUAGAUUUCAAUUUCCGCACCGCCUGCGUGAACGGCAACAACAAAAACUGUACAACGGUGAAAUUCCCAAAAGCCCACUUACUUUGGUGCACAAUUUCAACACAUCUAGCUCAUCCGCAGACCAGACCAUCUCCUCAGCUGAAUCCGCAACGGAGCAAGCACAUAACGCGGCCAUGUUACACAAUGAUCGUAUGAUCAAGAGCGAUCAAAGUGGUCUAGCUAGCAUGGGUGAAACUCGCGGACAGCUGCUUGAAGGCAAACAGAAAUCACACUCUUACCAUGACAUACAUACGGCAUACACGAAGCGUCGCUACAAGCAUGUGGAGAGCAAAGUCGGACAAUAUAUCGCCAAUAUACGCAGCGAAGAUGAGCGGCGGCGGAACAAGUUAGCGCGCUUCCAAAGACAUCGCUCCAUGCCCGAAGCGCUGGUGCACGAUCCGCAAGCAUUGAAGAGGUUGCAGCUGCAGCGGGGAGUCACCAUGAUGGCGGACAAGUUGAAUCAAGCACUUGUGCAUGUAAUUGAUGGUGUCGAAGAGGAGAACGAGGAGGAGGAGGGCGUAGCGGAGCAGGAAGCAAGCACAGACUUAUCCGUCAGCAAUGUAACAGCGUUGACAUCAGCGACUAUGUCCACGCAAAGCGGCAGUGGUGGCGCUGCUGACGACGAUGAUGACGAUGAGGACAAUCAUAGACGGCGAGCAGACGAAAGUGCUAAUGGUGUUUCGUGUGUUGCUCAUAAAAUGGGCGUAGUUGAUAAAGCUACUUAUGCGCUAUUGCUAAACGAGCGCGAUCGCUUGCAAUCGUACAAUGAUCACCAGCAGAUAAUACUGGAUGAAAAGCAAAGUGAAAUUAUACGUCUCAGACAUAAUGUGGACGUCUUGCGUGUACAGUUGAGUACCAUCGAGGAUCAGCUGAAACGAAAUGGCAGCGGUCGUCAAGGGUUGACCGGCAUGACAAGCGGUUCGUUUGGCCACAGCCAGUCGGUUACGAAUGGCAUGCCUUAUUGGGCUACAGGACGACAGUCGUUGCAGGGUUUGCUUUAUUGCGCCAGCAAAACGACGAAGGCGACACAGACAGAAUUCGCGCGCCAUACGCCACCCCCACCACCGCCGCCAUCACCAUCGCCGCUCCAUCUCGGACUGCCACACAAUGAACAGCACCUUUUUGUGACACCCGAAAUGUCGGACGACAACAAUAACCAUUGCGUGGAUGGUACAACCGAGACGACGGAACGGAACAUGAAGAGUGUGGCGGCAAUACAACCCAUGUCAUUGAAUUUCAGCAACUACACAGAUGCGGCGAGCGCCGAACGGCGUUUGGCUAAAGAUAGUGCUAUUUUGCGCAGGCGCAGUAAUUCUCUUAAAUUUCGACAUAUACAAGUCCAAACGAACGCCACACACCACAACGUCAAGUCGCAACACAAUUCGCGCACCAGUCAGCCGAGCAGCUCUGAUUCAGCCAUCGAUGUCGAAGUGAUUGAGUUGUCUUCGUCGCCGAAACCAGCACGUCGUAAGCGCUAUGGCGUCGAACUCACCACCACUGAACACGCCACUUUUGUGUCGAAAGUGCGUAAUUUGCAUUAUGAUCGUGAUCAGCGUACACCUUCGCCAUCGGGUCUAUAUAUCGAGCGUUGCCCCAACAGCACCGCUAUGGAUAUGUCAGCGGUUGUAGAUACAACGCAAGGUGCAGCGCGCAGAUCGGCACUUAAGAGGAGCGGUGGUAGGUCCAUCUCACGUCGCUGGCUGCGUUUGUUUGGCAGUUGCAUGCGUUGUAAGAAUCCUCAGCAGCACGAACGCGAGCAAUUCGCUCUGCAACAGACGUACACACAAAUUCCGUUGUUGGAGCAUACUUUCGAUAAGAGCACCAUACCGUUGCACUCGAAUUAAAGUGUUGCCAUUGAUUGAGUUUAAAUUCUUUUUUAUAUUUUUCAUUUUAGUUAGUUUUGUUAAGUUAUAUUAUCGUGCUUGAAUUGGAGUUUUUUGGCGUUUAUUUCGUAUAUUAACUUGAUUUCUUUAUGUACUCUUUAGUUAUUUAUUGUUUAAGUAUUCUUCGCUCUCUAUGUUAACAUUUUAAAAGUUGUUUCUAUUUAGUCUGCUUGUAGUAUCACUAUUAACCUUUCACUUCAAUAAAUAAAAACACAAAAUAAAAAAAAAUUAAAAAAACAUUUAUCCUUCAUGAAAAGAUGAGCACGUGUUGACAGCAUAACUCCAAGCAGGAUCAUCUGAAGUGAAAAUAAAAAUACGUUUUUCAUCAAGACUUUAAACCAGAAAUUGGACAAAGUAAAAAUUUGAAAAUUGGUCCUGCUUGAAAAUGUAGUGGGUUUGGAGAAAAUUUACAAUCGACUUCAAAAUAAACGCUUUUGAAGUUUUGAGUGACAAUAAAGCUACUCUGGAGGCGGAAAUUCUUCAGAAUAUUUCCAAACCGAUUGUGUUAUUCGGAUCGACAUGAAAUUGUAGAGCAAUAUUCUAGAUAAAAUAAUCGUCACUAUUUCCGUAGUCGUGAUCAUUUUAAAACGAUAUAAGUGGCAUUCCAGUUAUCGACAUUUAUCGAAAAUAAAUUGGGAUUCCCCAUUUUGAAACGAGCAUAGUAACGACAUAGAAACAGUCGUUCAUUGUUGUUGUAAUAAUUGAGGCGAGAUAGAAAAGAACGCGGUUAUCUGAAAGAAUAUUUGAAGUAAAGCAAUUAUGAAUCAGAAAAA